Phyllostomus discolor (pale spear-nosed bat) is the source of this 1114-nucleotide messenger RNA. RefSeq names its product osteocrin (gene OSTN). Gene Ontology annotation, molecular function: signaling receptor binding. Gene Ontology annotation, biological process: hormone-mediated signaling pathway. The transcript is spliced from 5 exons. The record is from RefSeq and is a predicted model, not a curated record. NCBI's taxonomy places the organism in Eukaryota, Metazoa, Chordata, Mammalia, Chiroptera, Phyllostomidae. The coding region runs from base 83 to 481 and encodes 132 amino acids.
AGAGAACUCACCAUCGGGGCUGAGUUUGGGAGAAACUGCACAGACAGGAUUCUAAAGUUAGAAUCUCCUGAUUUUCCACAAGAUGCUGGACUGGAGAUUGGCAAGUGUACAUGUUAUCCUGGCCAUGACAUUGAUGCUGUGGGGCUCAGGAGAGGUGCUCUCAGUGGAUGUAGCAACAGAGGCUUUGGAUGCUGGAAUCCGAGAUGCAGAGUCACCACCCACAGUUAGGGAAGAGAAAUCAGCAGCUGACCUGGCAGCAAAACUCAUGCUUCUUGAUGAACUGGUAUCUCUGGAGAAUGAUGUGAUUGAAACAAAGAAGAAAAGGAGCUUCUCUGGAUUUGGGUCUCCCCUAGACAGACUCUCAGCUGGCUCUAUGGAUCACAAAGGUAAACAGAGGAAAGCAGCAGAUCAUCCAAAAAGGCGAUUUGGUAUCCCCAUGGAUCGGAUCGGUGGAAAUCGGCUUUCAAACUCCAGAGGCUAAUUGUUUCCAAUCAUGUGACUUCCUUGGGUGAAAUGUCACAGAAACAUGGAAGAUGCUCCCUUUAAUCAUCUUUAAUGAUUAAACUUUAAAGAAACUGGCCUUCUGCGAAUUCUUUCCGAAGCUUGAACUUAGGUCCAUCACAUCAUGGUAUUGUUACAGCUUCAAGAAAAUUUUGCAGAUCAUUUCAAUGCAUGGAUGUUUUUAAAAUACAUUUUAGUUGUUCAGGAAUGGUUACUUGACCCCCAAACCUUACUUUUUUAAAGAAGCAAUCAAAAAACACAAUGCAGUGAGAUGCUUUCUAUAUGCAGCUACCUUUUACAUUUAUGCAGUUGAAGAAUAACUGAAGACUAAUUUGUUUCUGUAAAAUGUAGGCACAAUCUCUUCAUUAUUGGGGAACAAGGAAAAAGACAAUGCUGUGUGUUUCUCUUAAAUGCUUUCACUUCUUUAUUAUCCUUUGUCUGUGGGCCGCCUGGGUAAUAAUUAUGAAAUUAGACUUCUUAUAUUCAAAUUUCAGUUAUUUUCAAUUAAAAAAAAACACUCAUCCCCAGUUCUAGGAAUAAGUGAAAAAAGAUCUCUGAGCAAAGAUAAAACAGCAGUAAUUAAGUCCAUAAAUUUUAGCCUCCCCAAACCUGA